Messenger RNA from Neltuma alba, 1431 nucleotides. RefSeq names its product E3 ubiquitin-protein ligase ATL4. The record is from RefSeq and is a predicted model, not a curated record. Bases 80 to 1207 code for a protein of 375 amino acids. Gene Ontology annotation, biological process: protein ubiquitination. Lineage: Eukaryota; Viridiplantae; Streptophyta; Magnoliopsida; Fabales; Fabaceae. The transcript has a single exon.
UCCAUUUAUAUACACCCUCCUUCCCUCUUUCCUUUUCUCUCCUCUUCUCUGUCUCUCUCUCUGUGUCUCGCGUUCAACCAUGGCUGCCGCUUCUCCACCACCUUACACUCUAAACGUCGUCGGAUCAGACUCCAAUAAUCCCUUCACCGAGACGACUUCUACUUCUGAGGAUCGUGCUUCUUCUCAACACUUCCCUUCGGCGUUUCAGAAUCUCAACACCAGCGUUCUCAUUAUUGUUAUCGUUCUCGCCGUUACUGUCAUUGUGUCGCUCUCUCUCUGCUUGCUCCUUCGUCACCUCAAUCUCCGGUGCCUCCGUUGGCUGUCUCCCUCGUCUUUGUCGUCUUCAUUCAGGAGGAAUGCCACGCACACGACUGCGACUGCUACUACUACGCCUGUUUUCUCCUCCAGCCGUCGUGUCUCGCCGGAGAUUCCCUCGGCUUCCGUUAUUGACUCGCUGCCGAUCUUCACGUUUUCUUCUAUUGCUCGUCGCUCUUCGGCUUCUGAUACUACCGGCGGAGACUGUGCAGUCUGCCUCUCGAAAUUUGAGCAGAGAGACCUCCUCCGCCUUCUUCCAUUGUGUUGUCACGCCUUUCAUGUGGAAUGCAUCGACACUUGGCUUCAGUCGAAUUUGACCUGUCCGCUAUGCCGAUCUGCGAUUUUUGCCUCUGAUUCGGACCUAAUGAAGGUUCUCCGAUCGUCCUCCGGCGGCGGUGGAGGCAGCGAUAGUUUCCGGCUCGAAAUUGGAAACAUUAGCCGGCGUGGAACGGCACCACCGGACGUCGUUGCAGACGCGAGUGCGAGGUCGGGGUCGAGGUCGUAUUCUGUUGGCUCGUUCGAGUAUUUUGUAGAGGAGGAUUACGAGAUUCCUAUCAGCCACGCGCAUCGGAGGAGCGUGUCGGAUAAUAAGGACGAAUCGGUAGUUAUAGAAUCUCAAGCUGCGGCGGCGGCUCAGUCGAUCCACGAGGCGAGCUUAGCCGCCGAUGUAGCCGGCAGCGGGAGGAGCUGGCUGAAGGAAUACGUCGACAGGCUCUCAUCUUCUAUAUCAUCCCGAACAGUAUCUUUUCGAGGCUCUGGAAGGUUCUUUAACAGCGGAGGUGCUAGCCACCGAAGCGACGCCGCCGCCUUCUCGGCCGAGGACUGCGACGUGGAGGCAAUUAGAUUAGGCGAAGAAAUUAGCGAGACAUUUCGAUGGCUCUCAGGGGUAUGACCGGUAAAUAAGCGAAUUAGUUAGACCCAAAUUCUAAAUUUUGAUAUAUUUUUCAAUUCUCAAAACUCAUUUGGAAAAUAGCACUAUUAGACGCAUAUAGUAGCAGUAAUUAAUUAAUCCCUCUACUAUAUAGCCUGUAGAUAAUACCCUGCGUGACAUUAAAUUUUUCCCAUAUUUCGAUAAUGCCAUUUAAGAGUGCAAAAAUUAGAUCCUACUCCAUAUAA